AUGAUCCGCUUCCCUCCCACUAGCAUUGCUUUGUCCGAAAGCGAUAUCGAAUUCCAUCUCCGGGAGAUCCAGAUCAAGCAGCAACUAUAUGCCCAAGGUUUCACACCAAAGGAGGUACAACGAUACUACAAUGAACGCCAGGGCCAGGUCAAUAGCGGUGAUGCCGAAGACGAUGUUGUCUUGACUCUGACACAAGCUGCUACAUGCUCUCAGGCCAAGACAAAGCAGAGUCAGGGUGUAGAGCCAGAUGUCCUGCAAAGAGACAGGCACAGACCUUCUGUAGAUAGUACCUCAAUUCCAACGGUAUCGUCCAGCGAGAACGUUCAAAGAGAGAACAAGCCAUCAUCCACGGUGCCAGAACCUCUGUCGUCCUCUCCCGCGUCAAUGCCUUCUUCUCCGCCUGUGAUGCAGAGCGCGGUCCCUUAUCGGCAUGCAGCUGUAAGGCAGAGCUCGUUACUUCGGAUCAUGCACACUGCGGGUUCCCAGUCAUCAACCAAUUCGCAGUCAUCUGGCCAAGACUAUGAACUACGGGAUCGUGGUGAGGAACAAGAUGAGAUCGAUGCUGGACUCGACGACUUCUUGCCUUCGCCUGCCACCAGAACGAGGUCAUAUAGGCCGCGCAGUAGAACUUACACGUAUAUCUCGUCAGAAGCUGGUCCCCCAACUCCUCCCAGCCAGCCAAAGAGUGAUCAAGGCAGCAGUUCGCCUGUUUGGCAUCGUCUGGACCAGUCUGAUGGGUCCGCUUUAGAACCCUCAGAACGAUCACCGCAACAAAAACGCCUUCUUUUAAAUGCACAGCCGUCACCCUCCUGGCUGGACCCAGAGAUCUCCUCCCCAUUGACCUUGCCGCCUCCCUUAUCAAUAAGCCGACGAACAUCUUCGUUGCAAAUUUCUCUUCCUGAUCGGACCAGGUCGUCUACACCGUCAACGAUUAAUCAGCCUGCUGUUCCUUAUCAGCCAUCACCCAGUUCACCUAAUCUGCUAACCAACCGUGACAGUGACAGCCUCAAUACGAGUAUGAUCAAACAUCCUCGCACAACCGCAGCACUUUCCCCCAACCUACCAGAGCGACCACUUAUCACGGAUGCGGAAGACAAUCCACCUGCAACAACCUCAAUGCCCGUCAACUUCCCCUCCAUCCCACCAAGAGCCAAUACCUCAUCCGAACCAUCUUCCUCCUGCCUCGACUCAUCAUCACCCCCACAGCGUCCUCCCAGAACCGAACCCCGCAACCCCACUCAUCGCCACAAUGGCACCUUUGGAGUCUACAAUGACCAGCUGCCUGCCCGAACCCAGCCCCAAACCCCGGCGGAUCUGCAAUCUCCCCGUCGACGUGCCGUCGCAGAACGAAACGUCGCCUAUACCGCCCCACCGGGACAAAUCAGAACAACAGGGAGAUUGAUUGGUGCAGACCACGAUGGCGAGCAAGUGGGGGCACAGAGCCCGACGGUCAGAACGGCGAGGAUGAGAGAGCGGAGAGCGAGGGAGUUUGGUAGGUGGAGACACGUCAGAAUGGAGGCCUUUAGGGGGUCAGCUGUCAGAGGCUUGGAGGGGGAGAGGGAGGAAGGCGAGGGGGGAGAUGCAGCGGUGACUGUGGGGUUGGAGAUGGACGGUACGAUCACGCCGGAAUUCGCGGCACGCAGAUUGAGAUUUGAUCGCCAGGAUGGAAACGGUGAUGAUGCUGUUGAGGCUGACGGGCAGACGGAACGCAGGUUGAUUCGGGAGUGGGCACGGUUCUCGAGGAUGGGACGCCAGAGGGAGGUGACGGUGGACUGGAGGGAUGAGUUUGAUGAGCAUAGAGUUGGGGAGGAGAAUUUUGAGACGGCUGAUAUGCUGGAUGAAAGGAGGAGGAGGAGGGAUGGCAGGGAAGGGAGGAUGGGAGAUGGAGCAGAGGGAGAGGGGCCGAAUGUUGUUGGCUUUGCGGUUGUGGAAACGACGCCGGAGGGCUGA
Endocarpon pusillum Z07020 is the source of this 1950-nucleotide messenger RNA. RefSeq lists its product as uncharacterized. Lineage: Eukaryota; Fungi; Ascomycota; Eurotiomycetes; Verrucariales; Verrucariaceae. The coding region runs from base 1 to 1950 and encodes 649 amino acids. The transcript is spliced from 2 exons. The record is from RefSeq and is a predicted model, not a curated record.